Molecule: messenger RNA, 2206 nt
Organism: Stegostoma tigrinum
Lineage: Eukaryota; Metazoa; Chordata; Chondrichthyes; Orectolobiformes; Stegostomatidae
Exons: 2
Coding region: 101-1999 (632 amino acids)
Source: RefSeq, a predicted model, not a curated record
CUGGGUCAAAAUCCCAGAAUUCCUCCCUGAUGUGGGUCUCCCUAACUGCGGUGCUUCAAAGAGGCAAGGGGGCAAAUAGGGAUGGGCAAUAAAUGCUGGCAUGCCAGUGAAUAAAUUGGCACUCUUGCGGAUGGUCCUGAAGAGAGCUGGCACAGAAAUGCAAGAUUUUGGCAAUGCUAGCACCCUUUCAAUGAGGAGCACAGAGCGAUUGAUUCGAUAUCUUGUUCCUGCCCUUAAUCUAUUCCUCUGUUUCUCCAAAGAGGAGGGUCAGCCGGCUGAGAAGGAACGCAAGCGUCCGGACGAUUCCCAGGCCUUGGAGCCUCUCUCCUCCCUGUUGCAAGCCGAGGGCGCCUUUCCCCAGCCGGGGCUGCGACCUAAUGUGGGGGCCAUCGCCGAUGUGGGAUCGCCAGGCUGGAGCUCACCUGCCCCCCGCAAUGCCCACCUGCUCUACGACAAGGGGCGGCGGGUGCUAAGGCAGAUCCAGGAGUUGACCAAGCCCCCGGGGGGCCGUGACUCCUCCAGCGGGCUCCUGGCCCGCCUUCUGAGAGAGGAUAACCCCAGCAAGGGAGGGGGUGGACGCCUCUGGCACCUCCUGCUGGCUGAUGAGCCUGCCGGGCCCCACACCACCGGCUUCGGAGUCCCGACACCGCCGUGGGAAACAGGAUCUCUCUCGGCCUCGUUGUCACAGGUGCCAAGUCAGCCACUGGCCGAACAGGAGUGGGAGCCCAGGGGAGGAGCGAGGGUUGGCAUCCUUUCGAAGGCCAUGCUCGCUGCGGGGAUUCCCACCGUGCUGGACAGGGGCCCGGCUCCCCUCGACCGGAUGGCUCCCCCCACAACGCUCUGCAAGGUAGCAACCUUGGGACGUGCGACUGUCAACCCGAGCACAACAGCUCAAGGCCCGACCUGGAAACGGAGGUCCCCGUGCCCCUCACGGACACCUGGCGCAGCGUCCACCUCCUUCCCCUCCCCAUCCGUGCUGCCUUUCGGCCUCGGGUGCCAGGCCUCUGCCUUCCUGACCGUUGCUGACGAUGAUUCUGGCAUUGCCAGUCCAUGUCCCGACCCACGGUUCCUCCGUCGCCCGCUGUUGGAUCCCCUCAGAGUCCUGUACCCGAUGACGGCUGAGGGGGAGGAGCGGACUGCCGGUACCGCUGAUGCCGUGCUGGACACCAGAGAUGGCAGCUGCAGCGAUCUAUUGUCGGAUGUCCAAGAUGGCGGCUGCAGCGAUUUGUUGUUAGACGCCCAAGAUGGCAGCCAUUUUGACACGACGGUGGGCGCACAAGGUGGCGGCCGCAGCGACCUGCCAUUGGGCACCCAGGAUAGUGAACCUAUUGACAUGGUGAUGGGCACGCAAGAUGGCAGCCACACUGAAACGAUGGCGGACAGACAAAAUGGUGGCUGCAGCGCCCUGUCGUCAGAUGCCCAAGAUGGCGGCCUGGUCCACAUGAUGGCGGAUCCUCCAGGCGGCGGCCCUGUUGAAAUGAUGGCGGAGUGCCAAGAUGGCAGCUCCAGUGACCUAUUGGCCAACUCCCAAGAUGGUGGCUCCUGCCAUGCUUUCUGCGCCUCCUCCCCGCAUCUGAGCGAGGACUUUGGCCAUGAGGGCUUUUACACGCCGGAGGGGAGCCCGUCCGACGUGGAGGGCGAUGUCGAUCCUGAGGCUCAGAUGGCCCGGCUCGGGGAGGACGAGGAGGAGCCUGGGGCACCUGGCGUCUUGCUGGGCCUAGACGUGUUGAACAGCAUCGGGGCUGUCUCCAGGAGGCCGGCAAGACCUGUGGCCCGGUCUGUGACAGAAGUGGAGGAUGGUAGCCAGGCCUCAGGCUCGUCCCAGUCAGCGAGGGGCAGAGAGGGGUGGGCCAGUGGGCAGGCGGAGGAAAUAGCAGAUGACGUCUACACAGAGAUCCACCAAGACAUGUUCUCCAAAGCCUUCCUCUUCCACAAGUUCAUGACGCAGGGACGUUUCCAACGCAAACCGAGUGAUCAAAGUGGCAAAGACCAGCCCUAAGCUGGGCUGGGGUGGGGGGGGUUUAGGGUCCUACAGGCCACAUUCUAACCCCCACCCCUAGUCGUCUGAUCAAAUUGCCCGCGUUCCUCCUCAUGACGCCUCCCCCGACCAAUGCUGGCCUUCGGCCAUUUUGAAAUGCUAUAAGAGUUAUAUUUUUAUGGACUUCCCUUCCCCAGGAUGGGAAUAAAUAAAUUAUUUUUCUGACAA